Molecule: messenger RNA, 5034 nt
Organism: Pseudophryne corroboree (corroboree frog)
Lineage: Eukaryota; Metazoa; Chordata; Amphibia; Anura; Myobatrachidae
Product: polyunsaturated fatty acid lipoxygenase ALOX15B-like
Exons: 15
Coding region: 256-2268 (670 amino acids)
Biological process (GO): linoleic acid metabolic process; lipid oxidation; arachidonate metabolic process
Molecular function (GO): protein binding; iron ion binding; oxidoreductase activity, acting on single donors with incorporation of molecular oxygen, incorporation of two atoms of oxygen
Source: RefSeq, a predicted model, not a curated record
AUUGUAAUUGCACAUUUUUUUAACAAUACUUUCAUUUUUGCACAUGAGCUAUUAUUACAGACAUCUAUAAUUGGAUCAAUCAAUAUUUCCAUAUAAAUUGGUUCUGUGACUUAUCACCCGAUACAGAGGUGAUGAAAAAAAAUAACCGGGUGUGUAUCUAUAUCAAAGUCCAGUGACCAAAAAAAAGGUCUGAGAGAGUUCUGACUGGUCCACCUCCUUCCAGAGCUGCCCAGAUAGGGGUCAUUACCUUAAGACAUGAGAACCUACAAGCUAAAGAUUGCAACAGGGACUGACCUGACUGCUGGGACCUGUGACCAAGUCUCCAUUGUUCUUAUGGGAGUCCUGGGAGAAAGUUCUAAACAUAAUCUGAAUCAUAAGUGGAGUAACUUCAGACCUGGAGCAGUGACUGACUUUGAAGUUGACAUUGAGAAGGAUCUUGGAGAGCUCCUGCUGAUCCGGCUAUCCACACUGACCUACAAGAGUUUUAAUACAGUUGCUUGGUACUGCCAUUAUGUCAAUGUGACCUGCCCUAAUGGUCGGUGCUACCAGUUUCCUUUUUAUCAAUGGUUAGCUACUAAUAUGACUGUGGAAAUACCAGAAGGAAAGGGCAUAAUAUUAUCCAGGAACACUCACCCUCUUCUCAAGCAACAAAGAAGAGCAGAACUGGAGAAGAAGAGAGAAACUCACAAGUGGAAAUGUUAUGCAGAAGGUGCCCCUCGCUGCAUUGAUGUAGACAAGGUUGAGAAUCUGCCCAGUAAUGACCAGUACUCCUUCUUAAAACUGAGCAGCUUCAACUACUCCAAGACAGCCUUGGGACUUGAAAUGGUGCAGGAAGGUUUCACAAGUGCAGAAUCAUGGACUGAUCUAGAUGAUAUCAAGCUGGUCUUCUGCAUGAGAGGGUUUGAUAACUCAGAUGUGGUGGCUGAGAUAUGGAAGGAGGAUUACUUCUUCGGUAGUCAAUAUUUGAAUGGAAUUAAUCCUAUCCAAAUCAAGAAAUGCUCAAAAAUCCCUGAGAACUUCCCAGUUAGUGACAACAUGGUGGCUGCAUCUCUGGGGACCACCACCAGUCUUCAGAAAGAACUAGAGAAAGGCAACAUCUUUCUGGCAGAUUACAAGAUUCUGCAGGGGAUUUCUGCCAAUAAAUCCAUAAAUGGAAAGCAACAAUACAUGGCUGCUCCUAUGUGUAUACUGUGGAAGAAUCCUCAAGACCAACUUGUCCCAAUAGCCAUCCAGUUGGCUCAAACCCCAGGAGAGAAUGCUCCAAUCUUCCUGCCCAGUGACUCUGAAUCUGACUGGCUGCUGGCCAAGAUCUGGGUCCGCAAUUCUGACUACCAGGUGCAUGAGGUGGUCACUCACCUUCUCCACACUCAUCUCUUUGCUGAGGUCUUCAACAUUGCAACCACUAGACAACUUCCAAUGGGCCACCCAGUGUACAAGCUAAUUAUUCCACAUCUUCGUUACACCCUUGAGAUCAAUGUCUUGGCCAGAUCUAUUCUCAUUGGUCCUGGAGCCCUCUUUGAUCAGGCUAUAGCAAUUGGAAAAGGAGGGAUUCCAAUAUUGCUGAAAAAGGCAAUGGAUGGGGUCACUUACAGCAGCCUUUGUCUCCCCGAUGACAUCCAGGCAAGAGGAGUGAAGUCCAUUCCCAAUUACCUGUACAGGGAUGAUGGGAUGAAGAUCUGGUUGGCUGUAGAGAGCUUUGUGUCCAACAUUGUAAAUUACUACUAUGAAUGCGAUGUGGAUGUCAGUACAGAUCCUGAACUUCAGGCCUGGGUGGCAGAGAUCUACAAAGAAGGUUUCUUGGAGAAUACAUCUACAGGAAUGCCCUCAUCCUUGGAGACCAAGGCCUCUUUGAUCAAGUACCUGACCAUGAUGAUCUUCACUUGUUCUGCUCAGCAUGCAGCUGUUAACAGUGGUCAGUCAGACUUCUAUACCUGGAUGCCUAAUGGUCCCCCAUCAAUGAGAAGUCCCCCUCCCACAGUAAAAGGGGUCAGCACAACCCAAAGUAUCCUGGCUGCACUGCCUGAAGUAAACACUACCAGUUUGGGCAUAUCCACUGUGUGGCUGCUCAGUAAAGAGCCAUUAGACCGGAGACAUCUAGGAAAUUACCCUGAUGUGCGUUUUACAGAGGAGGUUCCUCAGACAUUCAUAAAGAAUUUCCAGGAGAAGCUGGCUAAGAUCUCCCAUUCCAUUAAAGGGCGGAACAAGAACAUGAAAUUGCCAUAUCCCUACUUGGACCCGAGUGUGAUUGAGAACAGUGUCUCCGUAUAACAUGAGCAGUGGCAAUGGAUAGAAACAUAGAAUUUGACGGCAGAUAAGAACCACUUGGCCCAUCCAGUCUGCCCCCUUUUAUUUUUACCAUAUUUUUAUCUUAAACCUUAUUUGAUCCUUUUUUCUUUGUAAGGAUAUCUUUAUGUCUAUCCCAUGCAUGUUUAAAUUGCUCAACUGUCUUGGCCUCUACCACCUCUGAUGGGAGGCUAUUCCACUUGUCCACUACCCUUUAUGCGAAGUCAUUUUUCCUCAAAUUUCCCAUGAACCUACCUCCCUUCAGUCCCAGUGCAUGUCCUCGUGUCCUAUUGAUUCUCUUCAUUUAAAGAAUGUUUCCCUGGACUUUGUUAAAACCCUUGGUAUAUUUGAAAGUUUCUAUCAUGCUCCCCCCCCCCCCCCCUUUUUCCUUCUCCGCUCCAAACUAUACAUAUUGAGAUUUUUUAGUUUUUCUUGGUAUGUUUUGUAGUUGUACUUCUUUGUACAGUCUCUAAUGUAUUAAUAUCUUUUUGAAGAUAUGUCCUCCAGAAUUGAACACAGUUUUCUAGAUGAGGCCGUACCAAUGACCUAUACAGUGGCAUUAUUACUUCUUUCUUUCUUCUGCUGAUUCCUCUCCCAAUGCAGCCAAGCAUCUGACUAGCCUUCCUCAUUGCUUUGUUACAUUGCUUACCUACCUUUAAGUCACCUGCAAUAGUGACUCCUAGAUUCCUUUCCUCCUCAGAAGUUUCCAGGAUAGUUCAUUAAUACUAUAUUUAGCCUUUGGAUCUUUGAGACCAAAGUUCAUGAUUUAGCAUUUUUUGGCAUUAAACUGUAAUUGUCACACUCUUGACCAUUCCUCUAGUCUACCUAGAUCCUCAAUCAUUUGUUUUACCCCACCUGGUGUGUCUACCCUGUUGCAUACCUUUGUGUCAUCUGCAAAAAGGCAUACUUUUCCUUUAAUGCCAUUUGCAAUGUCACCAAUAAAGAUAUUAAAAAGCACUGGUCCAAGUACAGAUCCCUGGGGUACUCCACUGGUAACAUUUCCCUCCUGUGAAUGCACUCCAUUUACUACAAAUCUCUGUUUCCUAUCCUGCAACCAAGAUCGUAUCCAUUCAACAAUAUUGGUACCCAAUCCCAAGCAUUCAAGUUUAUUUAGUAGUCUGCGAUCUGGAACAAUGUCAAAAGCCUUAUUAAAGUCUAGAUAAGUCAUAUCCACAGCUCCACCUUUAUCCAUCACUUUAGUCACACAGUCAAAAAAGUCAAUAAGGUUUGUUUGAAAUGAUCUCCUUCCAGUGAAUCCAUGAUGUUUGGGAUCCUGUAAAUUGCAGGAUUUGAGAUAAUCUACAACUCUUUUAAGAGUGUUUCCAUCAAUUUCCCUACUACUGAUGUAAGACUCACUGGUCUUAUCCAGUCCUCUAGAAUUACUCCUGUAGCUAAUGACUGGUUGAAUAAUUAUGUUAUUGGUGCUACCAGCACUUCUUUAAGCUCUUUUAGUAUCCUUGGAUGUAUCCCAUCUGGCCCCAUAGAUUUGUCCACUUUCAGCUUUGAGAGUUCUGUUAGGACCUCCUCCUCUGUAAAUGUACUUGUUUCAUUUUCCUGAAUAUCCCUGCAAUGUAACUGUGGCCCCUUCCCCUCUCUUUCAGUAGUGAAUACUGAGCAAGAAUAAUUAUCAUGAUGAUCUGCUAUUACAUUGUCUCCCUCAACAAGUCUCCCAGUCUGUCUUUAGUUUUAUUAUUCCGCUUUUGUUUUCUCCUUUCGCUUAUAUACCUGAAUAAAAGUUUUGCCUCCUUUACCCACUGACUGGGCCAUUUUCUCCUCAGCUUGUGCCUUUUCACAUCUGAUUACUGUACCUUCUUAUGGUGCCUAUACACUUGUGCGAUACCCCACGAUGCGAUAUCGCUGGGUAUCGCACCUGAACUGCCAAAGUGAUUACCAUGCGAUAGAUUGCAUGGUAAUCACGUGAUGGGCACGUCACCGCCGAGUGGGAGCGGCCUCCGUCCGCUCCUGGCGGGUGUCCAUCACGCAUCGAAGUGCGAUAUAUCGCAUGUGUUUUUAAAACACAUGAGAUCACACUGCGAUUCGAUACAUAUUAAGUGCAGCACAUACUAUCUUGAGAUGCGAAAUUCGACCAGCGUGCCCAUGCAUCGCGUCGCAAGGUACCGAAAAUGUGCAUACAAUCCUUCGAUUUCUCUCACAGAUCCAGUUGAAAUCGAAGGUUAGCACCGAUUAUAUCACAAGUGUAUGGGCACCAUAAGUCUCCUUCUGUCUAACAAGAUUUAUCUCAUUGUGUUCAUUAUUUUGUGUCUGCUUAGAUUUCCUAAAAGCCAUCUUUUUUGCUUUCACAAUACUUGCUACUUCUUUCACAAACCACACUGGCUUCCUUUUCCUUGUGUUUUUCCUAACACAGUCUAUUGACUAUGCUUGAACUGGGAUACAUUCAAUAUCCCGGCACUCAGCAUACCGGCGCCGAGAUCCUGACUGCCAGGAUAUCGACCGCCGGGAUACCGACACCUAUUCCCCCUCUUGGGGUGUCCACAACAGCCGUGGAGGGAGAAUAAAUAACAUCACGCCCGCAACGUGGCGAGUGCAGCGAACUUGCAAGGGGCUUUUUUGCUACAGCAAGGAAAUGAGAAAACCUCGUAUAAGCGCUGCUGAUAUAACAAAAUAGUAUACAUUCCUUUUAUAUUGUAUGGUGGUGUCCUUGAUUUCUCAGUCUUUUCUCCUUGUCCACACAAAGUUUUUAUUGUGCAUGAAAGAUACAAAAUAAACAAACAAACAAUGUGUAGUAUUGUC